Trifolium pratense (red clover) is the source of this 1512-nucleotide messenger RNA. RefSeq names its product expansin-A6. The transcript is spliced from 3 exons. The coding region runs from base 183 to 971 and encodes 262 amino acids. NCBI's taxonomy places the organism in Eukaryota, Viridiplantae, Streptophyta, Magnoliopsida, Fabales, Fabaceae. The record is from RefSeq and is a predicted model, not a curated record. Gene Ontology annotation, biological process: plant-type cell wall organization. Gene Ontology annotation, cellular component: extracellular region.
UCAUUAUGUACUGGUAGCACUGUCCACUGUAACUAGAGGCAGCAUUGUCCAUAAGUAGCCCCAAACCCAACCCAACCAUUCCCCACUUCACUAACUACUCAUCUCUCUGUUUUCCGUAUCUCUCAUUUUUCUCUUCUUCUUUUCCACUCUCAAAAACAAAUUAAAUUAAUUCAAAUCCACAAAUGGGUACAAUGACCGUGUUGUACAUUGUGUCUCUAAUCAUGUCAUUAACAAUGUGGAUGAUGGUAGUAGAGGCUAGAAUCCCCGGUGUUUACAACGGCGGUUCAUGGCAAACCGCUCACGCCACUUUUUACGGCGGUUCUGAUGCUUCCGGCACCAUGGGUGGAGCAUGUGGUUAUGGAAACUUAUACAGUCAAGGUUAUGGAGUUAACACUGCAGCAUUAAGUACAGCACUUUUCAACAGUGGACUUAGCUGUGGUUCUUGCUUUGAAUUGAAAUGUGCAAAUGAUAAACAAUGGUGUCACUCUGGUAGUCCUUCCAUUUUCAUUACAGCUACUAAUUUCUGUCCUCCUAAUUUUGCUCAAGCUAGUGACAAUGGUGGUUGGUGUAACCCUCCUCGCCCUCAUUUCGACCUCGCCAUGCCUAUGUUCCUUAAAAUCGCUGAAUAUCGCGCCGGAAUCGUCCCUGUCGCCUAUCGCCGGGUGCCGUGUAGGAAGCGCGGUGGGAUCAGAUUCACAAUUAACGGAUUCCGUUACUUUAACUUAGUACUAAUCAGCAACGUCGCGGGUGCAGGUGAUAUCGUGCGCACUUAUGUUAAAGGCUCAAGAACAGGGUGGAUGCCAAUGAGCAGAAACUGGGGGCAAAAUUGGCAAUCAAAUUCUGUUUUAGUGGGUCAGUCUUUGUCCUUCAGAGUUACCGGUAGUGACCGUCGCACUUCCACUUCUUGGAACAUUGCCCCACAAAAUUGGCAAUUUGGUCAAACUUUUACCGGAAAGAAUUUUCGUGUUUGAUCACUAGAUUACCGGUCACCGGUCAUCGGUCAAAGUUCACAUUGUUAUUGUUACAGUAGUAUUUUAGUAAUUUUCAAUAUAUAAUGUGACAAAAAGUGUAGUACAAUGUUGUUUUGUUUUUUUUGUUUUUCCACCAAUUAUGUUUUUGGCGCUCAUUUUUACAGCUUUUUGACUGGAUGUUUUGGAGACUGUGACGGAUUAAGGGGAAAGGUUAUUAUAGAAAGGUGUGUCAAAGAGGGUAAUUAAGUGAGUGAGAGACUUUUGUGAGUUUUGUUUUUUUGUUGGUUUGUAUGAAAAAUUAAAAGAUUAGGGUAGAGUUGUAUUGGUGAGGGGAUUAAAAAAUGUGUAGGUUAUGCUGAAGUGGCUAAGGGGAAAAUGAAAAUGUAAGCCCGCGGCUAAUUAGAUUUUAAUUUAAGUAUACAAUUAUGAUUAUGAUUUAUGCAGCAUGCAUUAAUCUAUGUAACCAUGGAAGUGUGUUAGUUGUUACUUGUUUAACCUUAUGAAAGUUGAAAUUGAAAAAUUUGUUCUAUUUUUUCUUGCA